Spea bombifrons (plains spadefoot toad) is the source of this 2192-nucleotide messenger RNA. It is a transcript of the gene IKZF4, whose product is annotated as IKAROS family zinc finger 4. The transcript is spliced from 8 exons. The coding region runs from base 100 to 1740 and encodes 546 amino acids. Gene Ontology annotation, molecular function: RNA polymerase II cis-regulatory region sequence-specific DNA binding; DNA-binding transcription factor activity. The record is from RefSeq and is a predicted model, not a curated record. Lineage: Eukaryota; Metazoa; Chordata; Amphibia; Anura; Pelobatidae. Gene Ontology annotation, biological process: regulation of transcription by RNA polymerase II.
UGUCGCCGGGGCCGGUUCAGCUCCGGUGAAGUCUCCGCUUGCACACCGCGGGCGGCACAUUCCAGCACCUGAGUGGAGAAGCAGGGCGGCUGGGUGUGAAUGAGGGCCCUAGGGGGGGAGUCGCAGCAGCAGAGAAGCAAACUGAAGAUGGAAAUUGAGGACUACAAUGGCCGCUCUUAUAUCUCUGCUGGAGACUCAUCUCUUGAAAAAGAUUUCUCAGAAGCAUUGAUUGGCCCCACCGUGAGCACUCCAAAUAGUCGCCACACGUCUCCCAGACGGUCACUGAGCGCCAACUCCAUUAAAGUUGAAAUGUAUAGUGAUGAUGAACCUGGCCGCCUCCUUGGCCAUGAUGACCACCUGAGUGAGAAGGAGGAUGGAGCAAUGCCUGAUGACUCGCUGGCCGAGCCACUGGGCUACUGUGAUGGUUCUGGACAAGAUCCUCACUCACCUGGAGGCAUUCGUCUCCCCAAUGGAAAGCUGAAAUGUGACAUUUGCGGGAUGGUGUGCAUUGGACCCAAUGUUCUAAUGGUGCACAAAAGGAGUCACACAGCACUCAGCGGGGACUUUAUGUUUGAUGCUGUUUCAGGUGAGCGACCCUUCCACUGUAACCAGUGUGGUGCCUCCUUUACCCAGAAGGGGAACCUUUUACGGCACAUCAAACUGCACUCGGGUGAGAAGCCUUUCAAGUGCCCAUUCUGUAACUACGCUUGUCGUCGUCGGGAUGCACUGACUGGCCACCUGCGCACCCACGCUGUCUCGUCCCCCACAGUCGGCAAGCCCUACAAGUGCAACUACUGCGGUCGCAGCUACAAGCAACAGAACACACUGGAGGAGCACAAGGAGCGGUGCCACAACUACUUACAGAGCCUUAACAAUGAAGGCCAACAUCUCCCAGCACAUCCAGGUGAGGAGAUUCGAGACCUGGAGCUGGGACCAGAUGCACUGAUGCACCCCGCCUCUGACCCGCCGUCUUUUAUGGACCGGCUGGCAUGCAGCCUCACAAAGCGCAAGCGCUCCACACCUCAGAAAUUUAUGGGAGAAAAACAAAUGCGGCUGAGCCUGGCGGAUCUCCCGUAUGACAUGAACUCCAGCUUUGAGAAGGAUGUAGAGAUGGUGACCCACCACCCUCUGGAUCCUGCUUAUGGUAAUCCAUUAGCAUUCGUGGGAGGUCCUGUGCGCUUACCACCAACAAACUGCAUUUCAGAGAUUACCCCAGUCAUAAGCUCAGUGUACACCCAACUCCAGCCCAUGCAAGGAAGGCCAGAUAUACCUGGAAACAGGGAAGCAGCAGAGGGCCAUGAGGACCUACCUGAAGGCACACAAAUUCACUACAGAGGACGGAGUGAGCCUGGAACGUCCCCUGCUAAUGGCUGUCAGGACUCGACAACAGACACUGAAAGCAACCAUGAUGAAAGGGGGUCCCAGGCCACCAGCAGCCGGCAAAGCCCGGCUUAUGCCAAAGAGGACCAGAGACCCCCAGAAGGAGGUACGGUAAUCCCUUCUCGCUCUACACCUGGGACUGCCAAAGAAUCCUUGCGGGUUCUGGGGGAGAAUGGGGAGCAAGUGAAGGUAUUCAAGUGUGAUCACUGCCGGGUACUCUUCCUGGACCAUGUCAUGUUUACCAUCCAUAUGGGCUGCCAUGGAUUCAGAGACCCUUUUGAGUGCAAUAUCUGUGGCUAUCAUAGCCAAGACCGGUACGAAUUUUCAUCCCAUAUUGUGAGAGGGGAACACAAGGUUUAAUGGAAAGGACUGGGAUAAAGCAAAGGAAUUUGCACUCGCUCUCAAAAAAAGGCACAGAUGCACGGUCAUGCCCAGCGGCAGACACCAGUUUCUGGCCAAGCCUUGAUGCAGCCCUUUUCAUUUACUUUAUUUUGUGAAAGAAUGGGUGGGUCAAUUGAAGUUAUAAGCACUUUUACAUGUUUUUUUUGUUAGCUCAUCUAGCACUACUGUAUUCAGAAAAUGUUUUUUCUGGAUUAGGAAACGGCGAUGUCCUUAAACCCAAUAACCAAGAGCAAGCAGUAAGAAUCGCACACACUACAUUUUUGUUUAACAAGGCACAUUAACACGACUAUAGUGAAAUAAAUAGGAAGGCCUACUGCUUCAUUUUUGUGAGUGUAAAGAGGUCUAAGCAUAACUGGAUCUGGUCCUGUAAGUUUGCUGGAGGAAUAUACAUUUCUGGUUACCAAGUCUCA